AUGCAGAAGACGUUCCUCGUAGCUCUGCUCGUUCUUGUGGCCUCAGUCCACUCCAGCUCCCAGUUUUACCUUCCCAUUGACUGUGAUGACAUAUAUCGCAAUGACAACACAAGCUCCAGUGGGGUCUACAAAAUCUACCCAGGAGGUCCCACUACUCCCCUGCAUGUCUAUUGCGACAUGGACACUGAUGGAGGGAGAUGGACUGUAUUUCAGAGGAGGAUCGAUGGGACUGAAAGCUUCUUCAGGCCCUGGAGGCACUAUAAGACAGGAUUUGGGAAUGUGGCUGGAGAAUAUUGGCUGGGUCUGGAAAACAUCUUCCUGCUGACUAUGAGGAAGGAGAACGAGCUGUGGGUCGACAUGGAGGACUGGAACGGAGAAAGGAGGUCCGCACAGUACUCCUCCUUCUCAAUUGAGUCUGAGACUGCUGGGUAUCAGCUUCUCCUGGGCAGCUUCGCUGGCGGUGCAGCAGGGGACAGUUUAUCUGAACACAACUCCAUGAAGUUCACCACCUACGACAAAGAUCAGGAUUUGUCGGAUAAAAACUGCGCUCAGCAUUAUUUGGGUGGGUUCUGGUACAAACAGUGUCACAUCACUAACCCAAACGGCAUGUAUGCGCCUCAUGGUGCCAUCGGGUAUGAUAACGUCCACGUGAUUUGGCGUACAUGGAAGGGCUGGAACUAUUCCCUCAAGACCAUUGCCAUGAAAAUUCGAUUAAGACCUAAGUGUUCAUGCAGAACUUAA
Messenger RNA from Pelmatolapia mariae (spotted tilapia), 741 nucleotides. Its product is annotated as microfibril-associated glycoprotein 4-like. The record is from RefSeq and is a predicted model, not a curated record. The transcript is spliced from 5 exons. The coding region runs from base 1 to 741 and encodes 246 amino acids. Lineage: Eukaryota; Metazoa; Chordata; Actinopteri; Cichliformes; Cichlidae. Gene Ontology annotation, biological process: elastic fiber assembly.